Molecule: messenger RNA, 1703 nt
Organism: Bactrocera oleae (olive fruit fly)
Lineage: Eukaryota; Metazoa; Arthropoda; Insecta; Diptera; Tephritidae
Source: RefSeq, a predicted model, not a curated record
AAUCGAUGAGUGGUGUCAGUAUGAGUACAUCACUGAAUGUUUAGAUGUCGCUCGAGGAAGAUUGAUCUCGGGGGAACAAUAAGUUUCAUUAUAUUAAGUAUGUCGGAUUGGGCUCAGAAAGCGGAGGAUCAAGAAAUAUCCAGACUGGUUAAUUGUCUAGAAAUAAGGAAGGAGGAUGACAAAGACAAAUUUGUAGAAAACGCUGACGUCCCCAGUGCUGCUGAAACAAGUUUGCUUCUCAAGAUAAUUCGAAAAGGACUUGUUGAAUCUACUUUGGAUUUAGAAGUACAACGCAAGGACCCCAAAUCUCCACUGCAUUCCGUAAAAACAUUUGAAGCGCUACACCUAAAACCCGAGCUGUUAAAAGGUAUAUACGCUAUGGGGUUUAAUGCACCUUCCAAAAUUCAAGAAACAGCACUUCCAACAUUACUUGCGGACCCUCCCCAAAAUAUGAUAGCCCAGAGCCAGUCUGGAACCGGUAAAACGGCCGCAUUCGUUUUAGCAAUGUUGAGUCGGGUUGAUAUCAAAUUGGAUUUUCCACAGGUGCUUUGUAUUUCGCCUACUUAUGAGCUUGCAAUACAAACGGGUGAGGUAGCUGCUCGAAUGGCACAAUUUUGUCCAGAAAUUAAAUUAAAAUUUGCUGUACGUGGUGAAGAAGUUACUCCAAACACCAAAUUAAAGGACCACAUAAUAAUUGGGACACCUGGAAAAAUUUUGGACUGGGGAUUAAAAUAUCGUGUUUUUGAUUUGAAAAAAAUACGGGUGUUUGUUCUCGACGAAGCAGACGUAAUGAUUGCAACCCAAGGCCACCACGAUCAAUGUAUUCGAAUUCAUAAACAACUUUCUUCGAAAUGUCAAAUGUUGUUUUUCUCCGCAACGUACGAUAAGGAAGUUAUGAAUUUCGCUCAGCAUAUAGUACCUGAUCCUACUAUUAUACGACUUAUGAGAGAGCAAGAGUCGCUAGAAAAUAUAAAGCAAUAUUUUGUGAAAUGUAUGAAUGAAGAAGACAAAUAUAAUGCAAUUCAAAAUAUUUAUGCCGGAAUAACAAUAGGUCAGGCUAUCAUAUUCUGUCAUACUCGUAAAACUGCUGGAUGGCUGGCAGGAAAGAUGUCAUCGGAUGGCCAUUCUGUUGCUGUACUAUCUGGAGAUUUAACGGUGGAACAAAGGCUUGCAGUUUUGGAUCGAUUCAGGGCUGGUCUCGAAAAAGUUCUCAUAACGACAAACGUACUCUCAAGAGGAUGCCCCCCCCGAGGCAGCUCCUCCAUCGUUCCUGACAUAUUAAAUCUUUAAUUUUAAUUUCAAAGAAUUCUUGAAGUAUGUGCAGGAUUUGAAGAGCUGUGAAUAAAGUACUGGCUAUCAAACCUUUAUUGCACAAAAUGAAAUGAGCAUAUAAGUUAGAUUAUAAUACCAACGCAGUGAUCACAUACUUUCUAUUUCGCGAAGAAGUACUUAAUUUAAUGCACAUUUUUUUAAAAUUGCUAAAAAUUUAUAUUCCAAAACUUAUUUCGGCUACUUGGCGUAGUGGCGAUUACUUAACAAUCUUGCGAUACCAGUCGCUGAGCAACGAACAUGAAAAUUUGCUAUACGCAACCGUCUUGUAUUAUGUAUAAUUUAUUCCAAAGAGGUCUCCACAAUAAUAUUUGUUCAUUUAAUACUUUAUUAAAACACACUUUUCGAAUAAAAUUUACUUGCCUUUCAUAAAA